This is a messenger RNA of Rhodamnia argentea, 1133 nucleotides long. RefSeq names its product probable xyloglucan endotransglucosylase/hydrolase protein 26. Bases 258 to 1133 code for a protein of 291 amino acids. Gene Ontology annotation, cellular component: cell wall; apoplast. The record is from RefSeq and is a predicted model, not a curated record. Lineage: Eukaryota; Viridiplantae; Streptophyta; Magnoliopsida; Myrtales; Myrtaceae. Gene Ontology annotation, molecular function: xyloglucan:xyloglucosyl transferase activity; hydrolase activity, hydrolyzing O-glycosyl compounds. Gene Ontology annotation, biological process: xyloglucan metabolic process; cell wall biogenesis. The transcript is spliced from 4 exons.
CAUAUACAACAUAGAAAAAAAAAAAAUUAGAAGGCCUGCUCUAGUCUAUGAUUCAAAACUACUAUCUAUUUAAGACCUUGACAAGGUCAUUGGGACGUAGAAAAUGCAUUUAAAAGUGUCAUACAUUCAAGUGUGCCAUUGGAGCUCAUGACUCACAAGCUAUAAAAGCUCUCAUAAGUUAAAGGAACCAUCAUCCCCUUUCAAAUUCGUAGGCUCCAACACAGGUGCAAGAGCAAGAAAUCUUCCUCGAUUUCGAAAUGGCGAGCUUACCUGUCUUGUUGAUGGCCCUUGUCCUGUGUGGAAUUGCGCUGGAUCAAAGCCAUGUCGAGGCCAACUUCUCCAAGAGCAUGUACAUCAACUGGGGCACUCAACAUUGCUCCAUUUCAGGCAAUGGCCAAGAUGCCCAGCUUGUUUUGGACCAAAUUUCAGGCUCCGGUGUUCAAUCAAAGAGGGCCUUCUUGUUUGGAAGCAUUGAGAUGCUAAUCAAACUGGUACCCGGAAACUCCGCCGGAACAGUCACUGCAUACUACCUUUCGUCUACUGGAAGCAAGCAUGAUGAGAUAGACUUUGAGUUCCUAGGCAACGUGUCCGGACAACCGUACAUCAUCCACACUAACAUCUACACACAAGGUGUCGGAAGCAGAGAACAACAAUUUUACCCAUGGUUUGACCCAACAGCUGCCUACCACAAUUAUACCAUCCACUGGAAUCCAACAGAAGUUGUGUGGUACAUCGACAGAUUGCCAAUUCGAGUAUUCAGAAACUACGAGAGCAAGGGGAUAGCAUAUCCAAACAAGCAAGGGAUGAGGGUCUACUCGAGCCUAUGGAAUGCGGAUAAUUGGGCAACAAGAGGAGGUCUAAUCAAGAUUGACUGGAACAGCGCACCAUUCAGAGCAGGACUACGUAAUUUCAGAGCGAGGGCUUGCAAGUGGAACGGACCUGUCAGCAUAACCCAGUGCUCCGCCACUUCGCCAGCUAACUGGUGGACAGCCCCGACCUAUCGCCAACUGAGCUUUGCUAAGCUCGGGCAAAACAAGUGGGUCAGAGACAACUACAUGAUCUACGAUUACUGCAAGGACACCAAAAGGUUCAAUGGCCAAAUGCCUCCUGAAUGCUUCAAGCAACAGUACUAA